Messenger RNA from Kalmanozyma brasiliensis GHG001, 504 nucleotides. RefSeq lists its product as uncharacterized. Bases 1 to 504 code for a protein of 167 amino acids. NCBI's taxonomy places the organism in Eukaryota, Fungi, Basidiomycota, Ustilaginomycetes, Ustilaginales. The record is from RefSeq and is a predicted model, not a curated record. The transcript has 2 exons.
AUGGUCGACACUUCCGCCAUUGUCCGCAGGGCACACCCCAUCCUCUUCAUCACCCUCGCGGUCAUCAGCUUCAUCGCUGCUGUCAUUGCCUCAACGAUCGUCACCGACUACAACAACAACGGCAACCCCCCCAGCACGAGUCUUAACAAUGCCACCCGCUUUACCGUCUUCGCGUCUUGGUGGACUUUCGUGAUCAGCACCGCUUACGCCGUGCUCUUCCUCAUCAACAAGGGCGGCGUCUUCACCUCCAUCGCCGGUCACGCCAUCUCCACGUUCCUUACUUUCAUCUUCGUCACCGCGAGCGCCGGCUCCCUCACCGACGCAACUGGAGGUGCCUUGACCUGCAGCAGGGACCGCAUCGUCUACUGCGGCUCGACGAGGGCUCUCCAGGCGUUCGUUUGGAUUGAGUGGGGGCUGCUCGUCAUCAUCCUUGCGUUGGUCGCAUUCAUCGGCGCCGGCUCGUUCCGAGGUGGUCGUUCCGUCAAGGAGCCCCUCACCGCCUGA